AUUCGGUCUGUUCUUUAUAGCUGCGCUGCUGAACUGCUGCAGUAAGUCGAAGUGAGGGAACAUGUACUUGUUUUACUUCAACUUAUUGCACUAAUUCGGCAAUGCAGCUAUAAAAAACAGACCAAUUGUUUAUACACGACGUAUAUACACACACAUCAUGACAUUUAUAUAAGUACCAUAUACAUAUACACACACACACACACACAUAUACACAGUACACGUGUGCAUAUAUGAGUGCGGCGCGUCUAAUCGAGUAAUAAUUGUGAAAGCGCCUGUGAUAUUUCGAGAUGUCAAAUUCGACGGAGAUUCGCGGCAAGUAUCUGUCGUUAUUCCCCUGCGGCGAAGAGACGCCCAUCUCCCGCGGACGUGUAAGGACGCGCUCCGUCGUGUUUCGUAAUUGCGCUCGCGUGGUUGCGCGUGUAAAUAUUUGCAUUGGGUGUCGUGCGUCCGAUUACACGCGGUCUUUCGUGGAAGAAACGAAAGAAUAUCUCGUCGUCGCUUCGGACCGCCCUCCCCCACCGUAACGCGAAAUUCUCGACGCGAAUUAAUCGUCGCGGCGCACAUUUGCGAACUGUAUCUUGCCGCACUUCCUGCAUAUUUAUGAGACGGGAAAUAAGGAUUCGAUCCUCUCUUCCCGACGUGAUUCCAGAUUCGAUUCUCGCACAAACGUCUGAAACUGUCAUUUGCGAGGUAGGCGUAAAUAUGCGCGCAACGGUAUGUAGCGUGCGAUGAAGCAAUUACAAGAUAUCCUGUCGGCGAAGUAGCGGAUUGUUGAAUGAAUAUUUCACGUGUAUAUAAAUCGGACGGGUCCCUUAGUAGAACGCCAUCAUUUCGACGUGUUAUUCGUGUUGUUUUGAGAGAAGUAGAAAGAUGCUAUGGCUGCUUCCGUGUCACAUAAUGACGAGGAGGAACUGAAUGGGGAAACGGAGUCAGAAGCCAGUAGCAUAUACCAUGGCUCGGUGAUCUCCACUGUACCUGAUCGCCAUGGGUUUUUGGGCGGUUCUCAAUAUAGUCCUGAAAGAAAACAAGCUGUACCACCCGAUGUGAUACUACGGAGAGAGAGAAAAUGGAUACAGAUGUUGAACAAUUGGAGCAUUUUCAUGACCGCAAACUAUCGCAAGGUCCGUGAGAGGUGUCGCAAAGGUAUACCACCUUCCGUGAGAUUGCGCGCCUGGUUGAACCUUUGCGGAGGUCAGCUGUUGAUGAAUGAGAACCCGAACCUGUACGAGGAGCUCAUCAAAAGGCCCGGAGAUCCCAAAUACAUAGAAGAUAUUAAGAAGGAUCUCCAUCGUCAGUUCCCUCAUCAUGAGAUGUUCGUGGAAAAUGCACCCGGCCAGCAAGAACUGUUCCAAGUGCUCAAGGCGUAUUCCAUCUUGAACAGCAAAGUGGGUUAUUGCCAAGCCCAAGCACCCAUAGCUGCGUUCCUGCUGAUGCACAUGCCGGCGGUACAGGCGUUCUGGUGUCUCGUAGCGAUAUGCGACAAGUACCUCGUCGGCUAUUACAGCCAAGGCAUGGAAACGUUGUUGCGCGACGGGGACAUCCUGUUUGCUCUUCUCAAGAGAAUCUCUCCCGUCGCAUACAAACACUUAAAAAAGCAAAAAAUGGAACCGAUCUUGUAUAUGACCGAGUGGUUUUUGUGUGUUUACACGCGAACUUUGCCGUGGGAGAGUAUCUUACGCGUAUGGGACAUGUUUCUCUGCGAGGGCGUGAAAGUGAUUUUCAAAGUUGGUCUGGUAUUAUUGAAGGGUAGUUUGGGUCGCUCGUCGCUUGCUAAACGUUGUCCGACGACUUACGAAACUCUCCAAGUCCUAAGAAAUCCACCUCAGAAUAUCAUGGAGGAAGAGGCUUUGGUUUAUCAGAUUCAGAGGUUGAAUUUAAGCGAGGAGGAUUUCGAGUACGAACAUCAGAGACAACUAUUGAGGAGGAAAGCAGCGGAUCAAGCGGCUCUUUCUACUACCAACCGAACUGACUGACCGUUGAAUAGUUAGGCGGAAAAAUAUGGGGCGAAAUAUAUACAAUUAACUGUAUACUGUCCCAAAGUGUGCCUUCCCUUCCGUUCUUCUGAUACCGCACACAGAUUCUACAGUUUGAAUGUUUAGAAGUUAUCGCAUGUUGAACAGAAUUGGAAGAUCUAACGAGAAAAACAAGCGCGUAGGUACGUAUACUUGCAAGGCAGAAAGUAAUUUUCGUACACUUCGCACACACACAUACACACACACACACACACACACAUAUACACAUGUCCACAUUCCUCGAGCAGUUGGAGUACAUUAUUUAUCUUUACUUCCUUUAUUACAAUAGUGUACGCGUAUUAUAAAGAGAGCACAAUAUUUAUAGACUCACAUAGUUACUACUACUAACUUAACGGUAUUUUCUCAUCGGUAUAUUUGUAGCUAGCGAUAAUGAUCCUCGCGAUUGCAUUAUCGAUAUUUAUGUACAAAAAUCUGUCGCAUUUUUAAAUAAAAUCUAUAUGAUAAUGUUACUAGAAA
Dinoponera quadriceps is the source of this 2489-nucleotide messenger RNA. RefSeq names its product TBC1 domain family member 10A (gene wkd). The record is from RefSeq and is a predicted model, not a curated record. Bases 876 to 1973 code for a protein of 365 amino acids. Lineage: Eukaryota; Metazoa; Arthropoda; Insecta; Hymenoptera; Formicidae. The transcript is spliced from 5 exons.